This is a messenger RNA of Carica papaya (papaya), 570 nucleotides long. RefSeq lists its product as uncharacterized. NCBI's taxonomy places the organism in Eukaryota, Viridiplantae, Streptophyta, Magnoliopsida, Brassicales, Caricaceae. The record is from RefSeq and is a predicted model, not a curated record. Gene Ontology annotation, molecular function: enzyme inhibitor activity.
AUGGCUUUUCCAAACAACUUGUUAGCAGCUUCUUCCACAACAAUUCUCUUCUUCUUCCUCGUCUUCUCUUCAUCAUUAGAGGCAGUUCCUCUACCUCCAAACUCUAAAUUAACAAAGCUGAAAGAACGUGCAUGCCAUGCAACGAAUAGUUACACGUUUUGCAUGAAGAGACUCAAUCGCAAUCCUCAAGCCAUUUCAGCAAAAACUGAUUUGGAUCUUCAAAAGGCCAUUCUUGAAAUGGGCAAGACCAAGGCUCUCAGGAUUCAAACUGUCAUUUAUAAGAUGCGAGUUAGUAAGGACCCAAGGUUCGUGGCGGUGAAGCCGGCUCUUGCCGUCUGUGCAAAUUCGUACAUUAGCAUUGUUGGGUCGUUCCAGGCAGUGGCGGAGCUGGAGCUAGAGGAGGAUUUAUUGUCUGCUAAUUAUGAUAUAAUGGUGUUAUUUGAUUAUAUUGGGUACUGCGAAGAUGCAUUGGCGAAAGCAACUGCUCGUCUUCCAGAUAUGGCGAUUGCAAACAGAGCCAUGAAGUAUUUCAUUUCCAUGGCAGCUACUGCAACAAAUGGUUUGGAGUAG